This is a messenger RNA of Phyllotreta striolata, 854 nucleotides long. NCBI's taxonomy places the organism in Eukaryota, Metazoa, Arthropoda, Insecta, Coleoptera, Chrysomelidae. The record is from the annotation of a GenBank genome assembly.
AAAGAUCGAUCAAUCUACUAUAUGGCAAUUUCGGACCCCAAAUCAUAAAAAUGCCUCUGAUUAACACAUUCGAUUACAAUAAAUUCCACGCAAUUACCGAACGGUUCAAAUCGAAACGGAAGCCGAGCAAGCAGGCCAGUGCAGAUAGCAAAUUCAGAACGUCCAAUUCAUCGAAUAGAAAUAAUAAAACCACGUUAACAAACACAGUCGUGGUGGCCCCUCCUGCAAUAAGCGUAAUGAGAUUAGAUAGUCACAUGCAAACGAGAUCCGGGGAGAACGUUUACCUAUCGUCAACCAUUCACCCUAAUGUUGAUUUAAAUGCGCACCUAUCACCAAAAAAAGAAAACCCGUUGAAUUGCGUAAACACAAAACUAUCCGGAGAUAGACUAAACGAAUUGAAAGCGAUGCGCCAGCAUUUGGCUAAUAUUACAUGGGAACAGCGCGAAAAACCGACGUUUGAGCCCCGUCAAUCGACUUUGGAAUCCCUUAAACGAGCUAUUGAAAGGGAUAAAAAAUCCGAUUCGAGAGAACACAAGGGGAUCGGAACGAGCGAUUUAAAUUUCGACAAGACGCAUUUUUCAAACGCCAUGACAUCGACGACCAGCAGGACGGCAACCACGCAAACGAAGGGCAAGAAACAUCGCAAAGAAAAAAUCACUACGGCCAAGAAAAUAAACAAGGCGAAGAAGAAAAAGAAGAAGCACUCGAAAAACACGGUUCCAUCUUCUAGGCACAAAGAGUAAGUAGCACGUCGACGAAGGAUAAUUUUACUCUUAAGUAAUAAAAUGUUUGUAAACAUUGUAUAAAGCGCACAUUUUGUAAAGUAGAACUUUCUCUGUAAUAUUAAAAUCUUG